Molecule: messenger RNA, 4163 nt
Organism: Anguilla rostrata (American eel)
Lineage: Eukaryota; Metazoa; Chordata; Actinopteri; Anguilliformes; Anguillidae
Gene: ppp1r26
Product: protein phosphatase 1, regulatory subunit 26
Exons: 4
Biological process (GO): negative regulation of phosphatase activity
Molecular function (GO): protein phosphatase inhibitor activity
Source: RefSeq, a predicted model, not a curated record
GUCCUCCCUCAUGCCAUUGUAUCCGGCUGUAGCAAGUGUAAUUUGUCGUUGAUACUUAUUUGAUCCAGGCAAUACAGUAGCAAGGCGGUCACUUAUAUGCAAAAUGUAAUGCAAUAUUCAGAGGUAAAUAAACAUAACAUUUUCGUAGGCUAAACCACGAAGCGUAGGAUAGCCUACUCCAUGUCUAGUGUAUCUUCGGAAAAUGUGUCAACGGUGCCUUUAACUCAGUCUCCCUAGGUAGCCUAAGCGGGCUGGCUGGGGUUGUUGAUGCCGUGCACUUACUGCGCGCACCCGAGCUGUGUGGACACUUGCAAGCUAUCGAAUUAAACACGAAAAAUACACUUUAAACAACUGAAACGUUGAAAAGGAGCCAUCUGAUAUCAGGAUGUGAACGUGGCCAGAGUCAUCCCUCCCAUGACCACAUCAUACCCCAGCACAUUAGAAUGUUCCUGAAGAAUGUUCCACCUGUGGUUGCACUGCAUACAGAAUGGAGGUCAUAUGGUCCAACAAGAAACUUUAGCCUGCCUUUGUGCUUCAAUGACUCUGACAGUGACAUAUCCACCACUGGCACACCAAUCCCCGAGAAGGUCCAGAUGAUUAUUGAAAGCCUAAGAAACACAGAGUCCUCCAUCGACAUGAGCGAUGAGUAUGAGGGAACUCUCCAGACAGGUCAGGCCCCAUCCCCAGGAUGCACCAGCAAGACAGUUGGUGUUGUGCAUAAGGCAAGGCGAAGGGGCACAUUGGGAGUUGCAAGAGAAGACAACAAACAUGUGGAUUCCAUGGAUUUUGGCACUCAGAGUCAGGACUCUGACAGUGAUGACUCAGUUGACAGAGGAAUUGAGGAGGCAAUUCAAGAGUACCUGAAGAAAAAGGGUGACCACAAGCGGAAGCUUGAGCCGACUGCAAGUCCAUCACAGGUUCCCAAGCACCUGAAGAAAGAAUGUCCCUUUUCAGAUACCCCCAAAAAUUUAGACGGCAAUAUAAUCUUAACUGCCAGGAGCAACCACAUCCCAAAAAAUGUGAAGAAAACGAGCAGCGAGAGACCCUCUGAGGAGAACUCUCUGCUGGUGAAAAAAGGGGACAUCAUUAAGGCUGUAAAAACAUUCCCCUCCUUUGAAACAAAGAAAUGUCAUAUUAAUGUAUGUUCUCAAUCUAAUAAAGGGCAAAAUCUCAGCACAGUUAAACUGGAGGAAGAGUCGCCUGACUCAAGCAGUGAUGAUGGAAUUGAAGAAGCAAUUCGCCAUUAUCAGCUUGAGAAAAUAAAGGAAAAUUCUGAAGACUUAAAAAAACCUUGCACAUUUUUGCAACCAAAUGAGGAAUCUGAUUCUAGCAGUGAUGAUGGCAUUGAAGAAGCUAUUCGUCAUUACCAGCUGGAGAAGCAAAAGGAGGAGGGCAAGCAUGUCUCAAAAGCCUUUAAGAACUCUCAUCCUAAGCAAGCCCAUGGGAGUAAAGCUCCUUCACUGUGUUUGGAUCAUUCAGGCACUCAAGCUAUCAAAAAACAGAAAGUGUUUACAAAGAAAAGGAAAACCGAGAGAAACUCUAAACCUGUACUGUCCACACCUGUAGCAUCCCGUCACACUUUGAGUAAAUCAUUAGACAACCCUGACAUUACAGACAAUGGUAUUUCUUUAACAAAAAGCAAAAUUCUUUCAGAAAAGCUAACUCCAGCUCCUUUGAAGGUGAACACUACUGCUGAGCUAAUGUGCGCAGAGGCUAUAUUGGAUAUUUCUAAAGCUGUCAUGCCUGAGGCUUUUACAGCACUUCCAAAUAACUGUGUUUCAUCUACUUUUCACAGUCAGGACAGAAUGAACUGUGUAGAAAACAAAACUGAUGAAAGCUCAAUUGACAGCGAUGAUGGAAUUGAACAAGAGAUCAGAAAGUUCUUGGAACUUAAGGCACAAAUGCACAGCCAAUCAUCUGGCACAACCAACUUUCCAGGUACACAAGAGCAUGCCAUGUCACCACAGCAAAAGAGGAAGGCUGACCCUUCCCAAAAUAAGAAGCUGAGGCUUUCUUUGUCACAUAAAAGAAAACGUAAGGAGGAAGGUGGUAAUAUUUGCAUAGCAGAAGUAAUGGAUUCCAAAUUACAAGACGAACAUCACCCACAGCCUUUGGCAGUGCAGGACAAUAAUAACACACUUAAGACUCAAGCAGAUGCAUCAGAAAAGGCUGGUGUUGCUCUCCAUGUGGCCACAACUACAAAAACCGAAGAGCCCACAAAAAACGGUGAGCAGAAACAUACCACCACUGUCAGCUUGAAGGAUGCCAAAGAUUUGGGGAGAGAGGUAGAUUCACAUCGAUCCAUUUUAAAAAAUGAAGUAUCAAAAUCAUUAAUGUUGGCAGAGAGAAGGGCGCAGACUGGAGACAAGAGCAGCUCAUUGGACAGUGAUGAAGACCUAGAUGCUGCAAUAAAAGACUUGCUGCUGACUAAGAAAAAGGUGAAGAGGAAGACAAGAGACCGAAAGUUGAAGUCAAAAAAGUGUGUUCAAUUUGGAGCUGUAGAGCUGUGCCUUGUGGACGAAUUAGAGUCUGAGAAAAAGAAAACUGUCAUGGAUUGUAAAACUUUUCCCAGCUCUAAGAUCACUAAGAGUUGUAUUUCUAAAAGUAGUAAAGAAGCUCCUAAGCAGAACACAAAUGGCGGAAGUAUAAAACCAAAAUUGUGUAAAAACUCAUCAGAGCAGCUGAAGGCCGAUAAGCAGGUGAAACACUCCUGCCAGUUUGAACAAAUAGGUCAAAAGAAAGGUCACACUGAUGUAGAACUCCUAUCAAGUGGCAGUCAUCUGGGUGCAGCUCAGGUAGAACACGAUAGCAGCUCAGUGGACAGUGAUGACAGCAUUGAGCAGGAGAUUAGGAAAUUCUUGGCAGAAAAGGCUAAGUUGUCUAUGGUGAGAAAGGAUGGGGAAGAUGUAAAGAAUAUUAGUAACAACCCCACUGAUUCCAUGACAAAGGAGGGAGUAAAGAUGGAAGCUCAGCAGGCUGAGAUUCCACCCACCACAGAAAAUCUGUACGAAGUACUUCCUUACAGUGAUGUGUUAGGACAGCCAGGAUGUUGGGAAAGGGAGGUCCUAAAAAGUACAUCCCUAGGCUUAGGGUGUCACGUUCCUCAGUCAGCCGAUAAGGGGUUAUCUCCUUCGGUGGCCAGUACUUCCAACUCCCCAUCCAGCCUGAAGCCAGAUAAGGAAGUGAACACCGUGAAGGCAGUGAAAAUGGGGAGAGUAAGCCUGAAAAACAGCAGCACUGAUAAAACUGGUCCAGGCAUGGAAAAGGUUAUGUCAGUCUCCAAAAUCAAUCCAGUUUCACCUAGCUAUAAAACAGGAAAUAUUUACACACACCGGGCAACACUUCCACUGAUACAGACGGGGGUGCCUGUGUCACAGAGCCCAUUCCAUAUCAGUUCACCCAUGAGGGUCAGAGAUGUCCAUGUGACAAACCUAUCUGAUCUGCAUGUCCUUGCACGUGAAACACGCGACUCUGUAUGUCCAGCAGCAGGAAACCAUAAGAAUGUCAACAAAGUUGAAUCCCUAGAACCUUCUCCCCAGUCCCCAAAUACGUCCAUUGUUGCCGUCCCCUCUUUCGCUACACCAACUCCAGCCAGGCAGGCUGAUGAGGACUUUGUGUUAGAAGAGACGAGAGGGAACAGCCUUGAACAAAAAGCAGCCCCUUGUCCACCAAGGAAUGUGGUGCACAUCAAAAUGGGCCAGCCCUUGUUCUUAGAGCUGUCCUCCCGUAGCAGUAACUAUGUUGAGAUCAAGAGUAGGGAUCUGAGUAAGGGUUGUGACAAAAUAGUUUGCACCAGAGAAAGGGAAGAGAGCAAGGGAGAGGGAGGAGACCUUGUGAGAGAAGGAUCUGAGGAAUGUAUAGAUGAGACAGGUGAUGAAUCAGAAGAGAGCCCAAGUGCUAGUCAGAGGUCAAGGGCGAAGAAACAGUUUCCUAGAUUGAUUUUGUCCACCACCAUUGAUCCUGGAGAGAGUUUUAGACCCUACAUCAUACUGAAUUCACCUGAGAGGAACCUGAGACACCCCAGGAGAAGCAUAUUUUCAGAGGACCAACAGAGUCAUAAUCUGAAGAUGCAUGCUGACACUCAGAAACAAAUGUCCCAAAAAGGCCCUGAAAGAAUACAUCCAAACUAUGCUGUGAAUGUCAGCACAUUCUAUUCCAGGAAG